Molecule: messenger RNA, 5463 nt
Organism: Babesia ovata
Lineage: Eukaryota; Apicomplexa; Aconoidasida; Piroplasmida; Babesiidae
Exons: 2
Coding region: 1-5463 (1820 amino acids)
Biological process (GO): double-strand break repair; telomere maintenance via telomerase; chromosome organization involved in meiotic cell cycle
Cellular component (GO): Mre11 complex; condensed nuclear chromosome
Molecular function (GO): double-stranded telomeric DNA binding; single-stranded telomeric DNA binding; G-quadruplex DNA binding
Source: RefSeq, a predicted model, not a curated record
AUGGAUGAGCAGCGUGCGUCCUCCCUUGAGGAGGAAGUGCAUCAUGGCAUUGAUGUUAUAGUGAAGCUUACACAGUUUAGUGGCUCUGAAAAGAGCAUUGAAACACUAAUUAAUAAAGAAAUUGAGAGGCUUGAAAAGCAGCAUAAAGACUGUGAAAACUGUCAAAAGUCUCAUCCCUCUUCUGACUGUCCCCAGCAUAAGAAGCUUGAGGAGCUUAGAAAGAAACUUGAGACAUUGCAACAGAAUAAUAAAAAUAGUCCACGUGAUUUAUUAAAUAACCUUUGCACAGGCCUCGAAAAAUUUCUCGGCUACGAGAAUGGUAAUUACACCGGAGAGGGAAUUGUGUACUCGGACCUUGACAGGCUCUGCGACGGGGUGAUGGCGUUCCUUCAUGGUGUUCUUAAUGAAGUUCAUAAAAAUAAUAACCUUUCGCCUUAUAAAGAGACUUUAAAAGAUGCUGUAACACUUUUAGAAAGUAAGCGCUAUGAAGGCAAAACAGGUUUGCAUACUGUGAUUGACGAUGUCAAGAGGGGGAUUGAGAGGUGGUUGGGGGAUGUGAAUGAGAAGAGUGAGGCGGUGAAAAAGCCGUUAAAUGAUCUUAAUGAACACGUUAAAGAACUAAAUGAUGUAAUUGAUAUUAUGAAGAAUGGAAGAGAAUAUGAUGAUUCCGCAAAAAUGUUUCUCAUGUCCUGGAUGGGAUCCGUCAAAGAGCUUCCAUCCUUUCCCAAUGAGUCUUCGAAUAAUAUAGAAAUACUCGACCAAAAUCUUAGAACGCAAUUACUUCCCCACGUCACCCUAAUUAAAGACAGAGUGGACACUUUUGUGGACUCCACUAAGCAGGAUCACGAGGGGCUUGUUAAGGUGUGUGGGAAGGUGGAUGAGGAGAUGAAGAAAAUUACGGAUUAUGCUGAAGAAAAGAUUAAUGAAGCCACCGGGGAAGUUGAUAGCAUGACAAGGUUUUUGUCCGGAGAUAUAUUGAUGCUUCGUGAUAUUAUUACGAGAGUUACUAAAGGCGUCGCCGAGGCCAUCAAGGAAUUGGAAAAGUGGGAGACGGACCAGUCGAAUUCCAACCUCCAUAAAGCUCUCAAUAAGUGUGAUGCUGUGGUUAAGGCGCUUAAAUAUGAAGACGGAGAAACGUUUAAAACACCGUUUGAUAGUAUCGAGCAAGCUAGAUCGACAGUUCAAAGUGUUCAUGGUAAACUUAGCGGUAUUGACGGAAGGUUCAGCCAGUGGAUCACGCAGGCGGGGAACAACUUGACUAAUGCUCUUAAAAACGUACAGGGCAUUCUUGCUCAGGUUCAAGAAUCAAACAGAACAAAAAUAACCAGCGCAGUUGAAAAUUUAAGAAACAAAACUCGAGAUCAUUUUCUCAACUCCAAGAAAGAAGAACUUAAAGGCAUCGGACUGAGCGCCAGCGAGAAACUCGGUAGAGUGGACGACGCAGUGGCGAGUUUGUUGGCCGACAGUGUUUCUAGUGCCCAAGAGCAAUAUAAUGCCUGGGUUGAGAGUGGGACAUCAAACGGUUUAACUACGGCUGCCGCUAAAGACUUGCAACUGUGGAGCCAUUCAGCCCAGCAGUGUUUGAACGUUGCCCAAGCUGUUACCGGCGGCAUCACGCAAUUUCAGCGUAUGCAUAGACUAUUUUUUCAAUCGUCGCAGUUAUCCUCAUCGAUAGUUAAGCUGCAAAAAUUGCAGAAACUGGAUUUGAAAAUAUUACAGCAAACAGUUCAAAGUCUUCAGCGUCAGGGUCUGUCCGCUACAUUACCCACAAAAGAUUUUAUUAAGAGCCACCAUACGCUCACUAGCUAUGUUUCCUCUAUUAGAGAGGUUAUGAAUGCGUCAAGUGAGGUUUUGAGCAGUGAAAUUAAGAGUUGUGAGAGAAACAUUACCACACUUGAAGUUAGUUCUGAUACUGGUAGUCUUUAUCGAAUUAUUAACCCAUUGAAUGACGCUUUGCAAAAGUCAUCACAGUUUAUUCAACAGCUACAGACACUUAACGUCUAUUUUUCUCAGCAUCGUAAUGGUGUUGAUAUUAACAACAUAUCCGCUGAACUUAGCGGUUUGAUGCAUCGCGUCCAGCAAUUGCAGACAACCUUCGGCCAACACAAAGAACACUUCGAAAGCUUCGCACGAACUGCCAGCGAUGAAUUUGGCAACUUUUUCCGAACUGUUAAGAGUGCCGCGGAGAAACCGAAUGGCCUUCAAAAGUAUUUAAAGGAUGAAUUGCAAGAUAUAUAUUUUAAACAACCAUCGUCCAGCGAGGCCCAGGACUCUGAAAAUAAUAAAAGCAUUCAAAACAUUUAUAAAUGCCUGCACGAUGAACAAAUCAAGUUGACAGGCAAAGCCGAAAAAAUUAACUCAGGCGUCGAAGGCAUUCAGGCUCAGCUCACUAAAAUAUCCAACAUGGUUGAGAAGAAGACCGAAUCUGAUGACGGCGUUAAAGAUUAUCUGAACGAACUCAAGAAUGAAAUUCAAAAGCUUAAGUCUAAGCUUACAGAAUUAAAAGCAGACGAAUUGGCAUCCAUGAUUGACGAUGUUAGUGUUUCUUUUUCCAACGCCAAGUCAAGGAUCGUACAAUACAUCCAGUACAUUGCCAACCACUUCAAAUCCCUCGCCACCACCGCCGCCACCUCCAUCAAACGCCAAGCCCUCUCCCAGUUCGCCCAGUCCAAGGCCCGCGCGCUCGAGCAGCUGAAGGCGCUGGUCACCGAGCAAAAGACGAAGAUUGAAGAAAUUAUCCAAAAGGAUUCAGACAGCGGGCUGAAGGGGUUGAUGAAGUGGAUGAACGGCGGUAUGCAUCAAGAUCCUGCAAGUAAGCAAAUUACUCCGGGUAGUAAGUUUGAAGAAUUUAUAAGUGCUGCGACUAAGCUAAAUCAGACACCCCAGCAAGGCAAAGAAUAUCAUGAAAAAUUCUGUGACUUAUCCACAAAGUUUAAAGAUUAUGUCGCCGUUAUUCUCCAAUACAUCGAACAUCAAGUCAAGACUCCAAUUCCCGGCAAGCUUGAACGCAAUCCCACCGACCAGUCGGAGAGAGUCAAGGACAUCAAGUCCAUACUGGACAAUUUGCUUGCCUACCUUAAAAGUAGUGACAAAAUAUGUCAUUUCGACCACGUCUCUACAUCAUAUUUAGAUGCUCUUAAUGCGUCCGGCAUGGAAAAAUUCACCGAGCAACUCGGACACGCGUACGUGAAUAAAUACUCCGGGUGUAAGCCUGUAAAGAACUGGGACGAUGUAAAAUCCUCCGACAAGUUAUCCACCGAGGGCCGCAACUGCGCCAAGGUCUGCCUGACCAUACUGGAGAUAUUUAGUCAUGAUCUUAAUGAGCUCAAGCAUCAAUGUGAGACGAAUUGGAAGAAUAGAAAGAUAUGCCUUAAGAAUGGCAAUGGAAGCAUCAAUGAUCUCGGUUUAUGUCUGAAGCGUUUCGGUUACGGAGUUCCAUCCAGGGAAGACGUGCAGGACGACGAGUUGAGAUGUUCUAAAUAUAUGAACGGUAAUGAAAUUUUUGCAAAACUUACCAUUCCAACUAUAACCGAACGUGACGAAUACAACGUCAUUAGCACUCUCAAACAUAUCUGCGACAAUCUUCUCAUCUACUACCGUGUUUGCCACUACUCCACAUUACAGUCCAAGACAUAUCCAUCCUCCGUGUACCAAAUGCUUCUGUGGUUGGCAGGCUUACCAUAUAAUCCCGUAUAUGACGACUUGUCACUUAACGGUUUUGGCAGCCUGCUUGAUAAGCCAGAGGAGCAGGACACGGACACUGGCGAUGAGAGUCUGUCUGUCGAUGUCGACAACGGCGACACUGACGAAAGCCGUAUCACUCUCAAAGACGAAAAUGAAGAAUCGCUGGAUGCGUACAAAGAGAAGAUCACAGUUCCAAAACUGUAUGAAGCACUUGCAGAAGCAUGUUCACACGCCCACUCAGUACUCACUUCGAUACUUGGCCACGGCCACGCAGGUGGCAUCUACGCCGUCGACUUCAACACUAACGAAGAUAAAUUCUCGUAUCCUUCUGACAUGAACAGCUUAAUAUGUAUGCUAUUUGAGAUCGUAAAACGCCUUCACGACCAACUUUAUUUCCUGUAUAGACAAUGUAUGCAUGACAGUAAGCUUAGUGGUUGGUCAGACUGUUGGUAUGGUCACGAUAUUGGUGGUACAGCAUGGAAGUGUAAUACCCUCCAAUGUCCCAACCAAUCAGGUGACCAAAUUGCCAACCAAACACAUAAGCAAACAUGUAACCAAAAGUGCAACCAAAGUGUUAGUUGCGGUGUGAAAUCACCUUUGCAAUCGUUCCUCGAGGAUGGCCUUCAGGGCUUCCUACCUCACAGCCUCAAGUCUGAGAGAGGCAAACUUGAGUGUUCAGUAAAACCGCACUUUAACUUACCAUGUAAAACGCCGAUGGGUUUCUCAGAUAUUAGUCACAUGGCAUCGCAUAGGCAAACUGGUAGGCAUAUAAGAGAAGCGCUUUUCGAUGUUUGCAGUGGCGAAUGGUCUGCUUUCAGUAGACUCUGCAGCCUCCUGAACUGUCUGCUGCCUAGUGCUCCCAAAACGUUAGAUGACAUGUUCGGUUUCUACUUUAAUCUAGUCAAUGGGUGGAAUAAGACGGCAAAGCAGGCCUUCGAUAACGCCAUCAACGAAGCUAAUUUCAACCGCACCAACGCACGGUUGGACAUUAGUGCAAUAUUAAAGAGCAACGAUCAUGGCUCCGGCGAUAAUAUGCCACAUCUGAAAGGUGAUCUCCAUUCCCUUGUGGACUGCAAGUAUAAUGGAGAGUCACAUCCAGCCUAUCCAUGUGGUCCAUAUGUGCAGCCAUUGUGCUACUAUCGGUGCGGCAUUUUUGCUGCUAAGAACAAUGAUAAAUAUGUCUCAUGGAUUGUUUACUUGACAGAGUCAUUCCUGGAGUUGCUUGAAAAAUUGUACGAGGAAUGUUGCAAAAACUGCGACUCCGCAACGUCUAAGUGCAAAAUUAGUAAAUGUAAGGAUGAUUGCAAAGCUAAAGACGCAAAGAUGUCUGUAGCCUCUACUCACAAUGGGUCAUGUAAUUCCAUAGUACAUUGCAACCUUAUGCGUCCCACCAUGUAUAGAUGUGGCUUCGUGUUUCAGAGCAUAUAUAAACUAAGCGGCACGAAAAGUGUCGAAACGAAACGUACAUGUAAAGAUUUCUGUAACGCAUUGAAAAAAGUUAUUAACAAGGAAGAAAAAUUACAACAUGUGCUUGCCCAUUUCGUAUACAGGACAAUUCCUGAAUACCUGCUAAAAAUAAGAUUCCCAUUCAUGUCUUUAUUACUCACCCUCUGGUCGCUCUCGCUCCUGUACCUGCUGCACAUCACCGUCGUCCGCCUCGACGUCCUCAGGAUACGCUCCCACCUGAGGUCACCCUCAAGCCACCGCAUCGCCGCGCAGUCCCUCCUCGCCGCCGCACGCGUCAAGGCACUCGCCAACGUCAAGUACUUCUCACCAUAA